AAGAAUAAUAAUAGAAGAGUAGUAGAGUUAUAGACCUGGCCGAUCUAAGCAAAAGGUUUUAAAUCUGUGUCCGUUAUUCUUUGUCGUGUCGUGUCCAAUGGUGAACCUUGGAAAAAACAUGAGCCAUGCCCAAUCCCAUUCCCAUGUGCUACUAAUCAAUGUAACGCAGCUCAUUUGACCAUUUCACCAAAAUACCCUUCUUUCUCAACUCCAUCUCCAAAUUUGACCCAACACUUGACUACCCACCAAAGAAAGAAAGCUUCGCCAUUCUAUUUUUCUUCGACUCCAACUGCUUCAUCAUCACUUUUGUAAUAAGUGUCUUUCAGGAGAAAAAACUCAUUUUUUUUUAUUCAUUCAUUUAUUUAAAAAAGAUACCUGUGUGCCCAGAAAACUCUCUGACAUUCUCUAUCAACCUCUGUCUCCUUUCGCUGAGAGGUCCACAAGAGUAGAAGAGAAAAUGGGUGUUGGAACCAGCACCUUUGUGAUCAGAUGGGUCAAUUUUUUAACCAUGCUUUUAUCAGUGGUUGUGGUGGUAUUUGGGAUAUGGAUGAGCACUCAUCAUGAUGGCUGUAGAAGGUCCCUAACUUUUCCAAUCUUAUGCCUCGGCGGUGUGAUCUUUUUUGUAUCUAUAAUCGGUUUCUUGGGCGCAUUGAAGAACAGUUCCAUACUGUUGUGGAUUUAUUUGAUCAUGCUCUGCUUCAUACUGAUUGGAAUUCUGGUAUUUACAGUGUUGGCGUUCAUUGUAACAAACAACGGUUCCGGUCAUAGUGUGGAUGGUUUGAGAUACAAGGAGUAUCAGCUUAAAGAUUACAGUUCUUGGUUUCUAAAUCAGUUGAACAAUACACAUAAUUGGAAGGAGUUGAAGAUAUGUCUUGUGAAAUCCGAAGACUGCAAUAACCUGUCGAAAAAGUAUAAGACUCUUAAGCAAUACAAAUCAGCAAAACUGACCCCUAUCGAGGCCGGCUGCUGUCGGCCACCUUCUGACUGUGGUUAUCCAGCUGUAAAUGCUUCAUUCUACGAUUUAAGUUUUCAUCCAGUAAGUUCCAACAAAGACUGCAAAUUCUACAAGAACUCUCGCCAAGUCAAGUGCUACAAUUGCGAUUCUUGCAAGGCUGGAGUAGCACAAUACAUGAAAACAGAGUGGAGAGUUGUAGCAAUCUUCAAUGUUGCCCUCUUUCUUGUCUUGUCCAUGAUAUAUUUUGUGGGAUGCUGUGCUAGAAGAAAUGCUUCAAGAAGCCAAUCCAAAACUUAAAAGGGUUUUCCAUGUAAUUGAAUUUUUUUUCUUCCUUUCAACGAUGAACAAUGAGUGGUUGUUGAAAAUGGGGGAGUUCGAUGACAACAAAGUAGCCACUUUUAAGAUUGUUGUAUCAACCAGAGAAGAAAAUUGAGUAAGAAAGAUCUUUUUUGUUGGGGGGGCUUUCGGAGUAAGUGAAGUGUUGGACAUGAAAUGAAAUUAUGUAAAAAGGAAAAAAGAGUAAAGAAAAUAGAAUUCUAUUCUUCUUGUUGUGUCAUGUUAUGAUGAAGAACAAUCUAUAUAUGCUUUAUUUGUUCUAACCA
Messenger RNA from Cannabis sativa, 1557 nucleotides. RefSeq names its product tetraspanin-10. The record is from RefSeq and is a predicted model, not a curated record. Gene Ontology annotation, biological process: auxin-activated signaling pathway. The transcript is spliced from 11 exons. NCBI's taxonomy places the organism in Eukaryota, Viridiplantae, Streptophyta, Magnoliopsida, Rosales, Cannabaceae. Gene Ontology annotation, cellular component: plasmodesma; plasma membrane. The coding region runs from base 458 to 1252 and encodes 264 amino acids.